Molecule: messenger RNA, 5482 nt
Organism: Copidosoma floridanum
Lineage: Eukaryota; Metazoa; Arthropoda; Insecta; Hymenoptera; Encyrtidae
Gene: yl
Product: Putative vitellogenin receptor yl
Biological process (GO): receptor-mediated endocytosis
Cellular component (GO): plasma membrane; apical plasma membrane; signaling receptor complex
Molecular function (GO): calcium ion binding; hormone binding; protein binding
Source: RefSeq, a predicted model, not a curated record
GCGACCGUACCUCCGCGUGAAGUUUAUAAACCCUCGCGCAUUUUAUAUUAUUGGCGCAAAACAACUUCCUCGUACCAUGAACGGCAAUGGCUUCGUCCUUUUUCUCGCGGUCCUUCGGCUCCUCCGCGUCCAGGCGAUGCUCCGCCACUCCAAUUUCAGCGAAGCCGGGGAGGCGCUCAUGGUCUUCGCGUCAAAGACGUCGAUACGGGCGUUUUACCUCGACUCGGAGAUCUACUUCUCGAUAGCCGAGGACCUUCAGCACGUGGUCGGUGUCUCGCUGGACUCGCACUUUGUCUACUGGUCGGACAUCCAAUUGGGCGACGAGGCCAUUUUUCGCAGCCUCGAGGACGGCUCGAAGCGGGAGGUCCUCGUCACCGCCGGUCUCGGUUGCCCGGAGGACAUAGCCGUCGACUGGAUAACGGGCAACAUUUACUUCACCGACAGCAUGUACAAGCACAUUGGGGUCUGCAGCAACGACGGCACCUAUUGCACGGUCAUCAUAACCGAGGCGACGGAAAAACCACGUGGCAUAGCGCUCAUGCCGUCCAACGGGUCGUUGUUUUGGAGCGAUUGGGGCGACAAGCCGCACAUCUCGGUCGGGCACAUGGACGGCUCGAGCCGCGAGUUUCUGAUAACCGAGAAGAUCGGCUGGCCGAACGGCUUGACCAUCGACUACCCGGGCAAGCGGCUCUACUGGGUCGACGCCAAGCUCAAAGUCAUCGAAUCGGUCUCCCUCGACGGCCACGAUCGGAGAACGGUCCUGCAGGACAUGGCCAAGCAUCCUUACUCGAUCGCCAUUUUCGAGAACCGAUUGUACUGGACCGACUGGAGCACCAACAGCAUUCACUCGUGCAACAAGUUCACCGGCAAGGACUUUAACACGCUCUUCCAGAAGAACGAGACCCUCUACGGCAUCCACAUCUACCACUCGACCUUGAAAGCCAAGUUGGAGAAUCCUUGCGCCAACAGCUCUUGCUCCCAGCUGUGUCUCCUGGGCUCCGGGGGAAAAAACCACACCUGCGCCUGCACCUUGGACAAGGAGCUCAACGAAGACAAGCGCACGUGCAAAGACUCGGCGAAGCGGAGGCACAUCAGAAUAGCAGCGGGCAGUACGAUGAUCGACUAUUAUCACGAGCUGCUCGGCCGGCCGAGGAUGCACGCCAGCGUCACGUCGGAUCCCAUCGGUGCCAUGACCUACGACUCGCUUACCGACUCGAUAAUCGCGAUAAACGAGAUCAACCAGUCGAUAUUUCGGUACAACCCGCACUCGGGGACAGUAAGUCACAUAGAGCUCUCGGUAAACGGUAUAAUAGGCAGCAUCGCGUUCGACCACUUGGGCAACAAUAUAUACCUGAGCAACACCUUCCACAAGAAGAUCGAGGUCUACAGUUUGACCACCGGCCAGAGGACCGAGUUCUCUUACACCCAAAAGCCAUACUCUCUCACUCUCAUUCCAGAGGAUGGCAUAAUGUUCGUCGUGUUCAAGGCUAACGACGAGUACCACAUAGACAGGGUGCAGAUGAACGGGCUGGGCUCGAGGAGCCACAUGGUCGAGAACGGCCUCGUUGGCCCGACGAUCUCGCUGACCUACGACGCGGACACGAAGCGCGUCUACUGGGCGGACGAGGGCGCCGGCCGCAUCGAGAGCAUCGAUACCAAAGGGCAAUUCAGGCAGCUGUUCCGUACGGGGCUCACGUCACCCAUGAGCAUCGCGGUGCUCGACAGCGAAGUAUUUUGGACCUCGCGGAAGGUCCACCGGCUCAGUUGGGCCAACAAGAAGAUGAUCGUGCCCGGUAACAAGGGCAUGCUCCUGCAGGUCGCGGACGACCUGGACGUUUUGCACUUGCAGACGAUCGAUGGGUUGAACAGCGAGCAGUCGCACCCCUGCCACAAGAACAACGGGGGCUGCUCCCACAUAUGCCUCGUCACCAAUUCGACCUCAAGGUUGUGCGCCUGUCCGGCCGGCAUGCUGAUAAACUCAGACAUGAACACGUGCAAGGAGAAAACGACGUGCGCGGAGAACGAGUUCAGGUGCGAGCGCAGCAAAGUUUGCAUCCCGAAAAACGAGAGGUGUAACGGGAUGAGCGAUUGCCCGUACGACGAGGACGAGCAGGAUUGCAAAACGAGCGUCGAGUCGGCGUGCCGGAGCGACGAGUUUGCCUGUUUGAGCGGCGAGUGCAUCAAGACGACCAGCCGAUGCGACUCGGUCUACGAUUGCGCCGAUCACUCCGACGAGAACAACUGCGAGAACCACACCUGCACCACCGACGAGCACCGAUGCCACAACGGCGCCUGCAUCUCCAAGUACCUUGUCUGCAACGGCAUGCCCGAUUGUACCGAUUACUCGGACGAGGAGGAUUGCGCCGGUCACGCCUGCGACGAUCACUCGUUCAGGUGCAGCUCGGGCCUGUGCAUACCGCGAAAUUGGGAGUGCGACGGGCAAUUCGACUGCACCGACGGCUCGGACGAGCACGAGAGUUGCAGGCCAACCGCGUGCGGUCUCUCGAUGUUUAGCUGCAGGAACGGCAGGUGCAUCGACGAGCUGCUCAGGUGCAACAGCGUUGAUGAUUGCGAUGACAAUUCGGACGAGGAGGACUGCCCGGAGAGCAAAAAAUACGACGCCCUCUUCUGUACGAAGGACGACCAUUACAAGUGCAAGAACAGCUCGACCUGCAUACCCGAGUUGUGGAGGUGCAACGGGCGCGCCGAUUGUCCCGAGCUUGACGACGAGAUGGGCUGCGGCAGCUGCCUGCCAGAGACGCAGUUUAGCUGCACCAACGGCAAAUGCAUACCGAUCGAGUGGGCCUGCGAUCACAUGGACGAUUGUGGCGACAACUCGGACGAGUCCAGCUGCGCGAAGCCCGUGGCAACGGCAACGUCCACGUCGCGGCGCGACUGUCCGACCGGGCAAUUCGCCUGCAUCACCGGCUACUGUCUUGACCUCGACAAGAUAUGCGACGGGAAGCAGCACUGCGUCGACGGCAGCGACGAGGGCGACCAAUGCGACAAGGCUUGCGAGACCAACACGUGCGACAACGUGUGCCACAAGACGCCCGUGGGUCCGGUCUGCAGUUGCCGGAGCGGCUACGAGCUCGAAGCCGAUGGCAAGUCCUGCCGCGAUAUCGACGAGUGCCAGGCCAACGGAUGUCCCCAGAUCUGCAACAACCAGCCCGGCUCGUUCGCCUGCUCCUGCUUCGAGGGCUUCGCGCUCAAGCUCGACCGGGUCACCUGCAAGGCUACCGGACCGCCCAUGAAGAUAAUAACAGCGACGCAGGACGACAUAAGAACGAUAUCGCCUUCGUUGGCGCAAAAGUCGGUGACUGUCGUGGCCCAGUUUCCCGGAACCGAGAUCACCGGUCUGGACGUAAACUCGCGCGAGAACACAAUUUACUGGAGCAACGAAAAUCUGGGCACAAUCAACAAGAUACAGGUGGACACGAAGAAAAUCACCUCGGCGACGGACGGCGUCGGCAGACCGGAGAUGCUGGCCCUGGACUGGAUCACCAACAACGUGUACUUCUUCGACAACCAGCGAGAGCCGCUGAUAAAGGCGUGCAACGUGGACGCGAACAAAACCGCGAUAAUCGUGCGGAUAAAAGGAUCGAAAACACGCGUGACCGCGAUCACGCUCGAGCCGAUAAAAGAAAUCCUCUUUUGGGGCGAGGUGGAGUGGAAGGUGCUGUUCGACAAGCCCAAGGGUGAAAUCAGGCGGAGCGACCUGAUGGGCAACAACAUCAAAGUCAUAGUCAACGAUACCCUGGGCAUAGUCUCCGGUCUGACGAUAGACCACCAGAGAUCCCUGAUCUACUGGGCGGACAACUACCUGGCCAGCGUCGAGUGCGUCGACUUUGACGGCAACAACCGCAAGGCCAUUCUAGCCGAUCUUGUGUCGAAGCCCAUAGGUCUGAACUUCUUCGAGGAUUCGCUCUACUGGCAAGCCGAAACGAGCGGUGUGCUCAGAAAGCACCAGCUUUACGGGAACACGGUCUACCACCUGCUCGUGGUGAGCAGCAGCAACUUGAGCCGGUUGUUCGCGUUGGCGCAGGUCUCGCGGCAGCCCCACACCGAGGACAGGUGCGCGACGCGGGGCUGCCAGCACCUCUGCGUUGUCUCAAAGGGCCAGCCAAGCUGCAUCUGCAGCGAUGGUUUUCCCGCGAUGAACAACGGCACCGAGUGCCCCGGGGACGCGGGCAUCGUCACCGACGACGAGCUCGCCCUCGAAGCCAAGACCAACGACGCGAGGUUCCGGCUGCUCGGCGGCACCGACAGGAACACCCUCCAGGCCAGCGUUGCUCGGGACGGGGUCUCCGAGGGCCGGUCCGGCCGGGGGACCGGGGCCUUUUUCGUCAUCGCCCUCACGCUCGUGGGCCUCGCGAUGCUCUACUCGGUCUACUUCUACGUGAGGAAGAAGAAGCCGGGCUUCUUCAAGAGCCGGGAUCUCAGUAUACGGUUUCGGAAUCCGGCCUUCCCGAGGAGGAGCGUUGGCAGCUCGCCGGCUACCGGGGGCACCUCGAUCUUGAUACCUGGGGAGCACGAGUACGCGAAUCCGAUGUCGAGCGCAAAGGUUAACAAGUCCAACGCGAAGAAACCACUGGAGCUGCUGGCAGACGUCUCGGACGGCGAGCCGGAGGAUACCAAUUCUCGUUUGAUACGCUGAAGAUGACGUGUAUAAUUUUCACGUGGAGCGAAACAUUUGUCAUUAUCGAAGAAUCGCAUGAAAUACGCUUUCGAAGUAAUUUCGGUUUUUUUUCAUGUUUAUUUGUUUUUUCCUAGUUUUUAUUGUUGAUAAGAAUCUUUGUCAACGGGAGCGUCGUCGAAGAUUUAUUUUAUUCAUCGGGUGUGUACAUAUAUGUAAAUUGUAAAUAAUUUUUUAACCCCAAACAAAUGUUCUCGUAUAAUUGUUACAUUUUGUAUAAAAAAAGGUUCAUAAGUAUAUGCUGGUAAUUACACUCGUUUCGUGUGUCUACAUGUUUGAAGUAACGUGUAGCGACGCUCCUAGAAAAUUUGUAACUGUGUUUUCUCGUUGAAUCUCACUGAUAAAAUAUUCCCACACAACUAUCAAGUACUUUUUAUGCCUAUGUUUUAUACGUAAUUUAAACAUAUUACCUAUUGUGUGAUACCAUCAAAUUUAUAUAUUCUUAAUUGUUAAGCUAAAGUUUUAUCUAUUACUUUAAAUAAGUAAAACAGCGAGGAAAAUGUUAUUACAAACGUGUGAUUACGAUGUACAAUGUUAUUUGCUGUAAAGUGCAAGUAUACCGAGAGAAACAAAACCUUAAAUUAAAAAUUACUGUUCUGCAUAAUAAGCUGAUAGUAAAAUAUUAGUAAAGUAAUUAUUACUGAUAUAGUUAUUUGUUCGAAUCCAUUUGUUUCUCGGCUUAUGAAAAAGUUGUAUCAGUUAAAUGCCUUUACGAGAUAUUUUAUAUACGUAAAGUCGUUAAAGUCGCAUGCUUGUUCUUUACUAAAAAUAUACGCGUUGUAAAAA